This is a messenger RNA of Anneissia japonica, 2712 nucleotides long. Its product is annotated as twinkle protein, mitochondrial-like. The record is from RefSeq and is a predicted model, not a curated record. Lineage: Eukaryota; Metazoa; Echinodermata; Crinoidea; Comatulida; Comatulidae. Gene Ontology annotation, biological process: mitochondrial DNA replication. The transcript has 13 exons. The coding region runs from base 278 to 2437 and encodes 719 amino acids. Gene Ontology annotation, cellular component: mitochondrion. Gene Ontology annotation, molecular function: 5'-3' DNA helicase activity; single-stranded DNA binding; ATP binding.
UUUCUUAUCUGAUCAUUAGGUUAUGUUAUUUUCGCUCGUUGUCUACGAAGUCUAUCGAACCAGUCAAAUGAAAAUAAUACUCAACGAAAAUUCGUACUCAACGAAGUAACCAGUCGAAUAAGCCCAUUGAUAACCUGUCCGCGCGCGCGGUAUGAAAAUAUAAACAUGUUUUUGAUAUUUUCAUGUUAGUCAUUUGUUGAUUAUUCAGCUGUCUGGUAUUACUGUAUUAAGAAAUCUGGAUGGAUGAAUAGAAUUUUACAUUGCAACUCUUUCAUUAAUGGCAUGUCAUCUCCACCAAGUGGUAGUAAAAAAACUCCCAAUUAAACUACCAUGUGCCUCAACCAGCAAACUACUGAAGCUAAACAGUUUCUCAGUAAUUCGACUAUACUCCUUUCUUCCCCAAGUAAGUUUUCUGGCAGAUCAUGGUACCUGUAAGACACAAAAAAGUUAUUGUACAGUGUAUGGUGUUCACAUUCAUCAACAGCAGCAUGCAAGAUGGCUGAAAAUAGUGAGGAAGAGAGAUUUGUACACAGGAGUACCGCUGAUGAAACGGAUGCUAAAGAUUCAUUCUGCCGAAGAUGCGCAGAUUCCGACUGCAUCGGAGAUGAAGCUAGCUCUUCAGUCACAUGGUUGGGAUGUUGUUGCAGGAUACACAUGUUUCCAAAUGGGAUGUCCAUUCUGUGAAGAAGCAGAGAAGAAGCUUUAUGUAAAUAUGACUUCAGGAUUCCACAUCUGCAAGUGUCAAAAAUUUCAAGGUCCUUGGCGCCACUUACAAGACAGUAUCAGUGUUGCGAAACGAGAGAAUAUUUCAUUGGAUGCUGAUGAGAAUGUGACUAAGUAUCAGGAUGAUGUGGAAAGACGCAAGGAAGAAUUAGACGAAGGCAUCACCAGAUGGAUGGAAUCAAGUGAGUUUAGUCAACUGGAGCAGCGAACUAAUGGAGCUUUCAAAAAAUUAUUCCAGAUUGAGGCACUCUCAGACAUUGCUCUUAAUAAGCUAAAUGUUAAAGUUUGCAAGAAGGAUAAAAAACUGUUUUUACCGCUUCAUAACCAUGAAAUGAAAAUCAGUGCUAUAAAAGUUCUUGAGAUGAAGAAAGUCACCCGAAGCAAACAGGUUAACUUGGAAGAAGCGACAUACCCCAGAUUGAAUCCAGAUGGUCUUUUUGGCUAUCAGUUGUUGGAUCCAAAUGCAGAAGCGGUUGUACUAACUGUAAAUGAGUUUGAUGCUGUGGCAAUUCACCAGAAGCUUCAGACAUCAGUGCUCUCACUUCCCAGAGGUCUCUUAACUCUUCCACAGGAGAUUUUACCAAUGCUUGAGCAUUUCAAGAAAAUUUUCCUGUGGUUUGGAAAUGAUGUCAGGUCUUGGGAAGCUGCAAGAAAAUUCUCAAAGAAAUUGAGUUCUAAACGCUGUCAUCUUAUCAGACCUUUGGAUGAACUCCCAGCCCCACUGCAGGCCCUAAACAUGAAUAUUGAUUUGAGAAGUAUACUGAAGAAAGCUCAGCCUGUUGCCCAUAGGUCAAUAGUUUCUUUCCAAAAUAUACGGGAGGAGGUUUUUCGUGAACUCACAGAUACAGACCAAGUGGCUGGUGUCAAGUGGCAGCGUUUUCCACAGCUCUGUAAUAUGCUGAAAGGUCACAGGAAAGGUGAAUUGACAGUUUUUACUGGUCCAACAGGCAGUGGCAAGACUACAUUCAUCAGUGAAUACUCACUGGACCUGUGUAUGCAGGGGGUGAAUACACUUUGGGGAAGUUUUGAGAUCAAGAAUGUUCGACUUGCGAAAAUUAUGCUUCGCCAGUUAUCUCAAUUAAAUAUUGAGAAGAAUAUGGAGGUGUUUGAUUUAUGGGCCGACAAGAUCGAGUUGUUACCUCUUUACUUCUUAGACUUCCACGGCCAACAGGGUAUCAAGGCAGUCGUUGAGGCGAUGACACAUGCUGUGUACGUACAUGAUAUUGAGCAUGUCAUAGUUGACAACUUACAGUUUAUGGUUGGCACUUCUGACAGAAACAUCAAUGACCGCUUUGCAGUAUAUGAUGCCAUCAUCGCUACGUUUCGCACUUUCGCAACGAGGAAUAAUUGUCAUGUGACUGUGGUUAUUCAUCCACGUAAGGAAAAAGAUUCCGACGAGCUGCAGACGGCAUCAAUCUUUGGGAGUGCCAAGGCAAGCCAGGAGGCAGACAACAUUCUGAUACUUCAGGAUAGGAGGCUAACCUCCUUAAGGGGGAAGAAGUACAUUCAGGUUGCCAAGAAUAGAUUUGAUGGAGACCUUGGUAUUGUGCCUCUGUUUUUUGACAAGGACUCACUAUGUAUGUCAGCCCCUCCCAAAACAAGGACCAAGAAGUCACCAAAACUGAAGAAGGAUGAUAACGAGUCGCAAGUGCUUGGCGCUAAACCUGUUUCGCUGACAGAUAUUUUUAUUGAAAAUGAUAAACUAGCUGAAUGAACUGUUACAUCAUGACAGCAUGUGACACUGCUUCAUUUUAUUGAUUGGUAAUGCCAUGUUAUAUGGGAUAGCAAAAUCGCAAAUACAACGUUUGCAGCGCUGCAAAAUAUGGCAGCUAGAGUCGUAACUUAACCAAACCGAAUGCUCACAUAAUUCCAGUUUUGAUGGACUUGCACUGGUUGCCUAUUCAACCACGGAUUAAGUACAAACUGGCACUGUUUGUUUACAAGAGAUCUGACCUUGUGGAUCAUUAUGAACCAUCGCGUAGAAGCCUA